Molecule: messenger RNA, 1214 nt
Organism: Dermacentor silvarum
Lineage: Eukaryota; Metazoa; Arthropoda; Arachnida; Ixodida; Ixodidae
Product: (3R)-3-hydroxyacyl-CoA dehydrogenase
Exons: 3
Coding region: 27-635 (202 amino acids)
Molecular function (GO): oxidoreductase activity, acting on the CH-OH group of donors, NAD or NADP as acceptor
Source: RefSeq, a predicted model, not a curated record
UACAUCAAAUCAGUUCAGCAAGAAACAUGUGUCCGAUUUCCCCUGCGCUGCCCCCGGUGCCGAAGCUGGAGAACCGUACAGCCUUGGUGACCGGAGCUGGAAGUGGCAUCGGACGCUCUGUGUGCGAGGCUCUUGCAGCGGACGGAGCCCGGGUGGUGGCCGCCGACUGCAACCAGGACGCUGCCUACGGGACCGUGUCCAGGCUUUAUGGGGGAGCUGGGCGACACGUGGCCUUGCAGGUCGACGUCAGUAGCGAGGCAUCAGUUAAGUCCCUCUUCAGUCGUAUACGAGACUCGCCGGGCCUGCCAGCAGUGAGCAUCGUUGUUUGUUGCGCCGGAGUCAAGAACAUUGACAGCCUCGUCGACACGAAGCCCGAGGCCUUCGACCGAGUUAUGUCCAUUAAUCUAAAGGGCACGUUCUUGACGGUGCAAGCAGCAGCCAGCGAGAUGCUAUCUCGGGGCGUGCGGAACGGUGCCGUGGUGACGGUGUCCAGCAUCGUGGCUCGGACGGGUUUGAGCCGACAGUGCGCCUAUGCCGCGUCUAAGGCAGCCGUCGUGGCCUUCACGAAGACGGCGGCGCUCGAGCUGGCGCCGCACGGCAUCCGCUGCAACGUGGUGCUGCCGGGCUUCACCUGACACCGCCAUGACAGCCGACGUGAACGACAAGGACCGCGCCCACGUGGCCGCCUGCACGCCCCUCGGCAGGGCAGCCCGACCCGAGGAGAUUGCCAGAACCAUCCGGUUUCUGUGCGACGAGGCGGAGAGCUCAUUCGUUACUGGAGCAGCCCUCGAUGUCACUGGUGGUCUUCACAUGUGACAGUGAGAAUUGUGGAAUGUUUGGUGACCGACACUGAAAGAACUUUCGCUACGACGACGUCGCACUUGUAGCACCGCAGGGACAACUUAUUUUGAAAAUGCAGUUGAAAAUGUAGUUUUCAUGUGACUUUAGGCCAAAAACACAGGCUAUGUGCCUUCCAACUAUUGUCUCUAUCGCAGACACAUUUCUACUUAACCACCGACUUUGGAAGGGGAAACAAUUUCUGUAGCUCUGAUUUCGGGAAAAUUGGGCAGACAGGCCGGUGUUUCAACAAUAGAGUACGCGAGCACCGAAUGGCUGUGUGCAGCAAUAUAGGCGGUCACAUGGGUUGCCAUUGCAAAAGAGGCGGGUGCAAGCCACAACUGGAAAAAAGCAAAAUUCCUGAAGCGAGCCACAGA